Arabidopsis thaliana (thale cress) is the source of this 836-nucleotide messenger RNA. Its product is annotated as S-adenosyl-L-methionine-dependent methyltransferases superfamily protein. The transcript is spliced from 3 exons. Gene Ontology annotation, molecular function: methyltransferase activity; O-methyltransferase activity. The coding region runs from base 73 to 690 and encodes 205 amino acids. Lineage: Eukaryota; Viridiplantae; Streptophyta; Magnoliopsida; Brassicales; Brassicaceae. The record is from RefSeq and is marked reviewed.
AAUAAAUUGUUGAGUGCCAUUGCUAAGAUGAACAAGUUUGAUCUUGUCAUCUCUCUCGGCAAAAAGCAAUAAAUGAGGGUUUUCGAACUCAUUGGUUCGAACGAACAAUUCGCUGAAAUGUUUAACCGGACAAUGUCGGAAGCUUCCACAUUGAUUAUGAAGAAGGUUUUAGAAGUUUACAAAGGAUUCGAAGAUGUAAAUACUUUGGUGGAUGUGGGAGGAGGAAUUGGAACAAUCAUAGGUCAAGUGACUUCCAAGUAUCCUCAUAUUAAAGGCAUCAAUUUCGAUCUAGCAUCGGUUUUAGCCCAUGCUCCUUUUAAUAAAGGAGUGGAGCAUGUUUCAGGAGAUAUGUUUAAAGAAAUUCCAAAAGGAGAUGCCAUCUUCAUGAAAUGGAUACUACAUGAUUGGACUGACGAAGAUUGUGUAAAGAUCCUAAAAAAUUAUUGGAAAAGUCUUCCCGAGAAAGGAAAAGUGAUAAUAGUCGAGGUGGUUACGCCCGAGGAACCAAAGAUUAACGACAUUUCUUCUAACAUUGUGUUCGGUAUGGACAUGCUGAUGUUAGCAGUAAGCUCAGGUGGUAAGGAGAGGUCUCUUUCCCAAUUCGAGACUCUAGCCUCUGAUUCGGGUUUUCUUCGUUGUGAAAUCAUUUGUCAUGCCUUCUCAUAUAGUGUUAUCGAAUUACACAAAUAGGCUCGACAUUUUACCAACAAAAAUUACGAUUCAUCUCUCGUACAGUCGUACUUGCGGAGACUAUAUAGAGUGGUUGUAAUGUGUAAAAUAAUCUGUGUAUUGUUUUUUUUAUUUAUGUGAUUUAAACAAAUAGCAUGGUAUUAUAU